ACGGGCGCGGUUUGGGUUCUCUGUUCCGGCGGUGUGUGUGUGUGCGGGCCGGGUUCCCGCAUUGUGCGUUCGGGUGGUUGAUUGUGACUGUGCAGGGUCGAUUAGGUUUAAGAGGACUCAUAGGCGUGUAAUUUUCAAUCUUCAUCAUGUCAGGUUCGCUGGCAUUUGAUGAGUAUGGGCGACCAUUUAUCAUUGUCAAGGACCAAGAGAAUCAGAAGCGACUUACCGGCACUGAUGCGAUCAAGUCACACAUUCUGGCCGCCCGCACCAUCGCAAAUACGCUGCGGACCUCGCUCGGUCCCAAGGGCCUGGACAAGCUGAUGGUGUCGCCUGACAGCGACGUCACCAUCACCAACGACGGCGCCACCAUCCUGAAGAUGAUGGACGUGGACCAUGAGAUCGCCAAGCUGAUGGUGCAGUUGAGCCAGAGCCAGGACGACGAGAUCGGGGACGGCACCACCGGCGUGGUCGUGCUGGCGGGCGCGCUGCUGGAGCAGGCCGAGGUGCUGCUGGACAAGGGCAUCCACCCGAUCCGCGUGGCCGACGGCUUCGAGAUGGCGGCCCAGUUCGCCAGCCGGCACCUGGACACGAUUGCCGACAGCUUCCCGGUCGACGUGGCCAACACCGAGCCUCUCGUCAAGGUCGCUAUGACUACGCUCGGCUCCAAGAUCGUGAACCGGUGUCACCGCCAGAUGGCGCAGAUCGCCGUGGACGCCGUCCUCAGCGUGGCCGACCUCAAGGCCAAGGACGUCAACUUCGAGCUCAUCAAGGUGGAGGGCAAGGAGGGCGGCAAGUUGGAGGAUACCAUGCUGGUCAAGGGCGUGGUCGUCGACAAGGACUUCUCCCAUCCUCAGAUGCCCAAGGAGCUUAGGAAUGUGAAACUGGCCAUCCUCACCUGCCCAUUCGAGCCGCCCAAGCCCAAGACGAAGCAUAAGCUCGACGUCUCCUCGGUCGAUGACUACAAACAGCUCAGGAAGUACGAACAAGAGAAGUUCGACGAAAUGGUCAAGCAGGUGAAGGACGCCGGCGCGACGCUCGCCAUCUGCCAGUGGGGCUUCGACGACGAGGCGAACCACCUGCUGCUGCAGCGCCAGCUGCCGGCCGUGCGCUGGGUGGGCGGGCCCGAGAUCGAGCUGAUCGCCAUCGCCACGGGCGGCCGCAUCGUGCCGCGCUUCCAGGAGCUGUCGGCCGACAAGCUCGGCUCGGCCGGCCUCGUGCGCGAGCUCAGCUUCGGCACCACGCGCGACCACAUGCUGGUCAUCGAGGAGUGCUCCAACAGCAAGGCCGUCACUAUCUUCAUCCGCGGCGGCAACAAGAUGGUGAUCGAGGAGGCCAAGCGCUCCAUCCACGACGCGCUGUGCGUGGUGCGCAACCUGGUGCGAGACGACCGUAUCGUGUACGGCGGCGGCGCGGCAGAGAUCUCGUGCGCGCUGGCCGUGUCGCACCAGGCCGACCAGAUCUCAUCGCUGGAGCAGUACGCGUUCCGAGGGUUCGCCGACGCUCUGGAGGCGAUCCCGAUGGCGCUGUCCGAGAACUCGGGCCUGUCGCCCAUCCACACGCUCACCGAGGUCAAGACGCGCCAGCUCAAGGAGAAAAACCCAGCGCUGGGCAUCGACUGUCUCGACAAGGGCACCUGCGAUAUGAAGGAGCAGAGCGUAAUCGAGACGCUGCACAGCAAGAAGCAGCAGAUCAUGCUGGCCACGCAGCUGGUCAAGAUGAUACUCAAGAUCGACGAUGUACGCACGCCGGCCGAGACCAUGUGAAGGGCUGGGGUCGUGCGGCUCGCGGGCUCCCUUGACUGCCGGCCCACCGCUCCGGGCCACCUCCGCCCAGAUGCUGUGUGAUGUUUCCACGCGUUCCAUUAACACUUCGGUGAAUAACAAUCGAAGGUAGCUGAAUAAAUUUAUUCACAGUC
Pollicipes pollicipes is the source of this 1915-nucleotide messenger RNA. RefSeq names its product T-complex protein 1 subunit epsilon. Lineage: Eukaryota; Metazoa; Arthropoda; Thecostraca; Pollicipedomorpha; Pollicipedidae. The transcript has 8 exons. Gene Ontology annotation, biological process: protein folding. Gene Ontology annotation, molecular function: ATP-dependent protein folding chaperone; ATP hydrolysis activity; ATP binding. The record is from RefSeq and is a predicted model, not a curated record. Bases 147 to 1763 code for a protein of 538 amino acids.